AUAAACGUACCUUUCAUCUGAUUACAUUUUUUUUUCUGUAACGGUAAUGGAUUACAGUUAUAUUAGCUUUUAUAUCCUGAAUACGUAAUGCCGGUACAUGUAUUCCGUUACUCUCCAAGCCUGCUUAUCUUUCCAGCUAAUCUGUUUGCACUGAACAGUGAAAAAGGACAUCACCAUGCAAACCUCACUAUAUAUGGAAGACAGCAAUAUUCCAAGCUAUUGCAAACUCCGUGAGCAUGUGUGUGUCAGUGUGUGUUAAAUGGAAUACUUUGACAUUUAGGGCUUUUCCUCCAUUGUCAUUUUGGUGGAACAUUUUUUUCUUUGAAACUGCAAAUUAUGAUAUGACAUUGCUUAUGGCCACGUACUAUACCGUGUAUACAGUACUUUAUAUGAUGCCAGUAUAUACUGUGCUCCUGCAUGUAUGAUAAUGAUACCUAAAAGUUUUACAAAACAUGAUGCUUUUACAAAGCCAGCAAAGGUUCAUUUGGAUUGGCACUGUCAAUUUCUUUAAUAAUGAUAAUGAAAAUAAAGUGGUUGUACUUUGUCUCCUGAAGGUAAGUAAGGUAACCAAAUACCUCUCUGUGUGAUUCAGUAAAGUUCUUCACCACAGUAAAGAACAACCACAAUCAUCAACAUAUUUCUCAAUUUCUAAAGAAUUGAUACAGCCGCAAGUGUCAGUCAACACGGAGCUAUACCAUUGUGAAGCUCAUUCGUUCAUUUCCCCCCCACUCCUUUCACUGGAUCUUAUUCGCAAAUGUAGAUAUUGCGUAAGGUUUGUCUUUGAGUUGUUUGUCUACUUAAAAGGAAAAAUAUUCUUUGAAGUAAACUGUUACAUUGCUUUGUAUAAAUCAAGCAGCAAGAGAAAUAUUGUUGCAAUGUGAGAGGACAGAGCUCAUCAAACCAUCUGGCCUCUAACAGUUACAGUAAAUGAAACACAGUUUGAAAAAGUGCCCAUAUUUUGCAAAACUUAGUUCCUAUAUCGACUUCAUAAUAGAGUUCCAUGCUUGCAAAAACAUUUUCUUGCAAAAUUGAAUGCACAGGGUGCGACAAAUAAAAAGUCAAGCUUGACUCGAUACUUGCUUUGCAUCACCUGCCAGGUAGACUCAAGAGGCUUGUCACCUGGCGGCUGCUGACAUCUCCUUAGGUGACCUCCUUGGCGUUCCUAGAUGAAAACGCCAGACUCUUCGCCAGUGCUCCGCCUCCUCUGUGCAGUCCCGCGCUUAAAUGGCCAAUUUUAGGCCUCAGUGGUGUGUCCCUGUUCAGAGCCUCUGGCAAGAUGCCACAGAAAGCUUGGGGGGAGAAGCAAAGGGGAGAGAAGGGCUGGGAGGGCGAGUGGGCCGCGAAAGAAGAAGGAGGCGGGAGAGAGAGGGAGCUGCUGAUGAAGAGAGAGUAUAACUUUGAGGGACCCACAGGAAGAGACAGCACAGGAACUUUUUGCUGCUUUCUUUUGGGCCUUUUUACAUGUCACGGGCAUCUGUUUAACAAACCGAGAGAUUGUGUCAAGGCCUUGCCGAAAAUUUGCAUUUUUAUCUAACUAUUAAGUGACUACUGAGGCUUGGAAGAAGAAAAGGAGCAGAAAGUCUCGCCAAACUGGGCCAUAGCUCUCCCACCUGUUUUCACUCCGGAUUCCCUGGAGUGCCAGCAUGGGCUCUGGUGCUUGAGGGAAUCUUUGCAUCUGUUAUCUGGAGGCGAGAGAAGCUGUAGAAGGGAGAUGUCAUCCUACUUCCCCCGCAGCAAAGACCUGACUCGUACCAGGAGGUCAGUCACCGACUCACCGCCAUCGUCUCCAUCCCCUACAGACAAAAGCUUCCGACAUGACAGGCUGUCAAGAUUCGACUCUAGUGGGGAGAACGUCCCUGACAGACUGAGCAGAACCAGCUCCUACACUCGCAGGGAGAACAGGCUAGCUUCUCUGAACAAACCGGAGCAAGACACCACAAGCAAAGACUAUAAGAAGAUGUACGCCGAGGCACUACAGGAGAAUGAGCGUCUCAAGUCCAGGUUGCAGGACAGCAAACAAGAACUCGUCAACAUUCGUUCCCAGCUGGAAAAAGUGGCUCAAAGGCAAGACAGGAUAGCAGAGAAAUCGACUCUGCUUGAAUCUGAGAAAAAGGAAAAACGGGCCCUUGAAAAAAGAGUCUCAGGCAUGGAAGACGAAAUGAAGGCUUUCCCUGCUCUUGCUCAGGCGCAGGCCUUGCGGAGCGUCAACGAGCGCCUCCUGGCCGAGAACAGAGCUUUGCUGCGCGCCCUCACCCGCCUCUCUGAAACGGCCUCCAUACCGGAGACAGAGGACCUCUGAACUCACCCGUCUUCCUCUCAUCCCCUUCCUUAGCAACAUAACACUCCUUUUGGAGCCUCCACAGGCCCCUCAUCCUCUUCCAUGUUCCUCUCAGGUCUUGACAGAGCUCAAGAUGGACAACCAGAGGCUAAAGGAUGAGAACGGCGCUCUCAUUCGAGUCAUCAGCAAACUGUCUAAAUAAAAGGAUGUCACAACCUAAAGCUCCUUGUUUGCAGAUGUUCAACCCCUUUAUGAGAGCUCUUGAUUCCCGCAAUCAAGUGCCUCCUGUUGGGCAGUGUUAAUAUUAAUGGAGUGACUUGUAUAAUAACGACCACCCCUUAUAAUUUUUAGGGACCAUGCAUGCAGCGUGAUAGAUAUUUAAUAAUAAUGACUGCAUGAAGACCUCACCAUAUAACAUCAUAAUUGUUGCCCCAGUUUGCAUACAGAACAUUGUGUACAGAAUACUGUAUGUUGUCUUAUUUAAGAAAAACGAAUGGAGUCCUUAGUGCUAGUUACCACCCCAGAAUGGUCAUAGCAGAAUGAAUACAAUUUGUGAGUGCUGAGAUUCAAUGAUUGCUCUUCUUGCAGUGGCACACAGAAACAUGCACUUAGAAACACAAAUACAGCAAAAAUAAUAAAUACAUAGCAAAAAAAAUCUAUUAAAGGUUCAAUUGGGACUUUUCUGAUUGUUCAAGGUGUUUAUGUUAACAGGCAAAAUGGUUUUAAACCCAAUGAGAUGAAAAAAACAAAAAACCAAAGAAACAAAACAAUUGGCAUACUUUCCACUCUUUCCUGUCCAGACUGAUGCAUUUAAGAAAGGCAUGCCACUGCACGGAUAAAGAAUGCUAACACAUCAAUCAAAGUAUCGGCAUUGAUUUGGCUAUAGUUAGAGGUAAGAGCGAGGCUCAAGUCUUCUGCAUUCUAUUUUCAGCACUUUCAAUAUGUCUCACAUUUGGCAGUUUGCUGCUUCCUCAGCAGAGCCAAAUUGCUACGCAGAGGGCUGAAAGAUAUUUUAUGUAUUUAUUUAUUUAUGUAUUUCUUUUGAUCGCUUGGUUUUCAUUUCAAAGGCAUACACCAGUUACUCUGUCAGAGGAAAAACAGAAAUCAACAAGACAAGGCAUAUUUAUAUCCUUCACAGCUGACAUAUUGAUAUGAAAUGCUAUGGGACACUUUGGAGAACCACUUGCAGUUGUCAUUAUGUAUGCCAAAGGUGUUGCUACGCAGUUUGAUUGUGAAUACGCAGUUGCCCUCAGCAUUUCUUCUUCCAUUCUUAGCAACAUUAUCUUAUACUGGGCUCAGAUUAAAGUCUGCUCGUUUUGCAUUGCAGUUACCACAACAGCGGUGUGCCGAAAUUAAAACAGGCAUACUGUCAUCUGUUAGAAAUGUAAUCCGUCAUCGGUUCAUUAGCGAUUUUGUCAGCAUCAGUCAAAAUCUUGCUAUAAAGCCAACAACUGCAAAUAUUUUGGAAGCCUUACUCACAGUUCUUUUGAUGCUUUUUUGGGGUCAUCAAAAGCAUGUUGACAGAGAAUAUUUAAAUGAAACUUUUAUUAAGGCUACUGUAUUAAGGAUAUAAAUAUAUCAUCCACAGCAGAGACUGACUAUAAACAGCCCAUGAACUAAUGCUAAGGUUAAACCAUGAGUCAUAAAAGUUUACAUCAGCGUAUUGUAUCACGCUGUCAGAGAGAAUGCAGUAUUUUCGAUUUAAAUGUAUUAAAUGAUUAGUAUGCACACUUUGGUGUAUCCACACUGCUCAUUAAAAAGUUGUAGUGAAACAAA
Hippocampus comes (tiger tail seahorse) is the source of this 4054-nucleotide messenger RNA. RefSeq names its product protein phosphatase 1, regulatory subunit 12B (gene ppp1r12b). Bases 1712 to 2299 code for a protein of 195 amino acids. Gene Ontology annotation, molecular function: phosphatase regulator activity; enzyme inhibitor activity; protein kinase binding. The record is from RefSeq and is a predicted model, not a curated record. NCBI's taxonomy places the organism in Eukaryota, Metazoa, Chordata, Actinopteri, Syngnathiformes, Syngnathidae. Gene Ontology annotation, cellular component: cytoplasm; Z disc; A band. The transcript has 8 exons.